AUGUCUACCGCUGGAGCACAGCAAGUCCUCUUCCGCACUGGCAUUGCCGCGGUUAAUACAACCAGCCAUAUCCGUGUUUACUUCCAGGAUGCCUAUAGCAGUAUCCGCGAGAGUCUCUAUGAGGGUAGCUGGGCCAACGGCACCGAAAAGAAUGUCAUCAGCAAGGCUAAACUCGGCAGUCCGUGGCUGCGACUUCCAAGGAGCUGA
This is a messenger RNA of Aspergillus pseudoviridinutans, 207 nucleotides long. RefSeq lists its product as uncharacterized. The record is from RefSeq and is a predicted model, not a curated record. Bases 1 to 207 code for a protein of 68 amino acids. NCBI's taxonomy places the organism in Eukaryota, Fungi, Ascomycota, Eurotiomycetes, Eurotiales, Aspergillaceae. The transcript is spliced from 2 exons.